This is a messenger RNA of Didymella exigua CBS 183.55, 306 nucleotides long. RefSeq lists its product as uncharacterized. The coding region runs from base 109 to 270 and encodes 53 amino acids. NCBI's taxonomy places the organism in Eukaryota, Fungi, Ascomycota, Dothideomycetes, Pleosporales, Didymellaceae. The record is from RefSeq and is a predicted model, not a curated record. The transcript has a single exon.
CCAUAGCAGCUUUCGUGGCUGAAUGAGAUUACGAUAAUCACCACACUGUACAUAUCGUGUGUGUUUCAGAAGGGGGUCUGCUUCCAGCCAUGUCUGUACAAGACCAGUAUGCCUCCAACUGAACCCUCUCGAACGCCUCUGGGUUCCAGUGGCCCUAAUGUGCUUCUUCGGCUGACGAUUGGCUUCCUUUGGUUCAAGCCAUUGCUGUCUUGGGCUGUGUAUGCCACACCGCUCGCCAUGCACAUGGCUGUUCAGCUGUGCCUCUCAUAGCGCAGCCUCUCUUGAUGAGCUGUCGUGGCAGCGCUA